UUGGGCCUGCUGCUUUGUGAAUGGACACAAACAACAAUCAUGAGAGUCAGGGAAGUCCUCUCUAUUCUCCUGCUUCUCCUCAGGACCAGCUUGGAGGAAGACACAGUGGCAAAGGACCUAGGGGCUCACCAGCUGGAGCGCCUGGUGGAGCUGCUAACCAGCCAGGAGUGUGAAGACCUCCUGUCAGCCCUCUCUCACCCUGAGGACGACAUCUUCCACAAGCUGGAUCACCUUUCUCUGGAGAACAAUGAGCUUGAUUUGCAGGCCCGAGUCAGACGAGACACAGACAAGGAGUCUCAGUGUAGGACAUCUCUGACAGAAUGGCUGCAGAAGCAUGGAAAACAGACUUACUAUGACAGGCUGGCCCGAGCCCUGCAGCAAAUUGGCAGGACAGACAUUGCCAUAGAGGUAGGGAAGAAUAUCAACCAGGACAAAAGCCUGAACAUGAAGCGAUAUGUGGAGGACUACCACAAGCAUGUCAACAACUUGGAGUUACCCAUGGUCCAAACUGAGGAUGACCCCCAUGUAGACCAGCAGCCCCAGGCCAGACAAGUGAGGGACCUAAGGUGGAGUGACCUGGAGCUGUUGGUGGAGAGGGCUCCAGUCCCUCCGUACCAGCGGCGCCCUCUGCAGGGGGCCUGGCCUCUCGUCUACGGCCUCCUGGCGGGCUUCGGUGGAGCCUUCCUCAUCAGCGUGCCCCUUCUCCUCUUCCUUCUUCGUAUCUCCCGUGGCGACCUGCUCAGCCUGUCCUGUAGCAGAGGAAGGUCCUCGUCACAAAGACGCCAUCGUCACCCUAGCCAGACACGAUGGACCAGAGAAGCUGGAAGCUGUGGAGAUGGAUCCUGAAACGUCCGGUGGAAAGGUCAGAGGUCGGCCCAGGUGGCACCAGUUUCUGAACUGAGGGUAAGCUACUGCUGACGAGCAAAUAAAAUCAAAUAAAAAC
Osmerus eperlanus (European smelt) is the source of this 943-nucleotide messenger RNA. Its product is annotated as transmembrane and death domain protein 1-like. Bases 40 to 846 code for a protein of 268 amino acids. Gene Ontology annotation, molecular function: protein binding. Gene Ontology annotation, biological process: signal transduction. NCBI's taxonomy places the organism in Eukaryota, Metazoa, Chordata, Actinopteri, Osmeriformes, Osmeridae. The record is from RefSeq and is a predicted model, not a curated record. The transcript has 5 exons.